Messenger RNA from Macrosteles quadrilineatus (aster leafhopper), 2377 nucleotides. RefSeq names its product oxygen-dependent coproporphyrinogen-III oxidase-like. NCBI's taxonomy places the organism in Eukaryota, Metazoa, Arthropoda, Insecta, Hemiptera, Cicadellidae. The record is from RefSeq and is a predicted model, not a curated record. Gene Ontology annotation, cellular component: mitochondrial intermembrane space; cytoplasm. The transcript is spliced from 8 exons. Gene Ontology annotation, molecular function: coproporphyrinogen oxidase activity. The coding region runs from base 333 to 1517 and encodes 394 amino acids.
UCUACUGCGACUGUCACAACUCACAUUUUUUAAAUUCUCAUUUAAACAGCAAAGGACCGAAUUAUAGAAGACACAAACAACAAUUUUACGUAAAUUAUACGCUUUUAAGUACAAAUUACAAACUAUUUCUUUUAAGAAACGCUGCUACUAACCAUUUUGUCCCAAAAUUGAUGGAUCAAUACCGAGCAACCAGCUGUGCUAAACAGCUGUUUUCGUAAACACUAGAGUAAACAUAAGAAGACAUAAGUUGUGCAGUUGUGUGAUACUGCUAUUUAUUUACGCUUAAUAUUCUGUCGUUGUUUUACAUAUUAAUUUUGUCAAACACUACAAAAAUGAUUUUAAAAUUUGGACAACAGCUGGGAAAAGUUUAUAGUGUAGUUUCAGUGAUUGGGACUGCACAUAAAAACAAAUUGAGGUAUAUUGCUGCCGCUAUGUUUGGUACUGGUUUUUUAUUAUAUGAAACCUCAAAACAUAAGGUAGAAAUGUCAAGUUCAAAAAUUAACAUAUCAGAUUUCAUGGCAGCACCUAUUACUGAUGUAGCCACUUUAGAAAAAAAUAGUUCUGAUAUGAAAGCCAGGAUGGAACUCCUCAUCAUGAAAAUUCAAGCUGACUUCUGUCGGGCCCUGGAAGCUCAGGAGGACGGAGAGGCUAAGUUCCUGGUGGAUCGCUGGGAGAGGCCGGAAGGUGGAGGGGGAAUCACCUGUGUCCUGCAGGACGGACGAGUGCUAGAGAAAGCCGGAGUAAACAUCUCGGUUGUGUCUGGAACACUGCCAGCUGCUGCGGUAGCUCAAAUGAGGGCUAGAGGCAAGAAGUUCAAGGAGGGGGAGAAGCUUCCGUUUUUUGCGGCUGGAGUGAGCUCUGUUAUCCAUCCUCGCAACCCGAUGAUCCCUACUGUACACUUCAACUAUCGCUACUUUGAGGUCCAAGAAUCCGACAAUACUGUGCAGUGGUGGUUUGGAGGAGGAACAGACUUGACUCCGUAUUAUCUAAAUGAAGAAGACGCCAAGCACUUCCACGGGGAGUUGAAGAAGGCUUGUGAUAGGCACGACAAAAGUUAUUACGCCCGAUUCAAAAAGUGGUGUGACGAUUACUUCAAUAUAACACACAGAGGGGAAAGGCGAGGGGUAGGAGGAAUAUUCUUUGACGAUUUGGACUCGCCUUCACAAGAAAAAGCAUUUCAAUUUGUGAAAUCAUGUGCUGAAGCUGUCACACCUUCGUAUCUACCUUUGGUGAAGAAGCACAAGAACGAUGGAUACGGUUACGCGGAGCGCCAGUGGCAGUUGUUGCGCCGUGGACGCUACGUCGAGUUCAACCUCAUCUACGACCGAGGCACCAAGUUCGGCCUCUACACUCCGGGCGCCAGAUACGAGAGCAUCCUCAUGUCUUUACCACUUAAUGCUAAAUGGGAGUACAUGCACAUCCCUGACCCAAACAGCAAAGAGGGUAAGUUAGUUGAAGUACUGAAGAACCCACGAGACUGGUUGGGUAUCGGAGAAUCUACAAGAUCAGCUGGUUAAGCUUGAGAUCAACAUGCCAUCUGAUUUAGAGCAAUUGGUUAAGAUGAAAACUGUACAGUAUGAUACAAAUUUUAUUCUUGUUUUCAGACCUUUACAGAUUAUUUACUUCCGGGGCCGAGAUUUAUUUUUAAGUGCCCAAACAUGUGCAUACAUUAGCAAUAUAUUUGCAAACUCAAUGCAUCUUUGUUUUUAUCAUAAAUAUUAACCCUCCUGGUGUCAGUUAUUUUGUGUGUCGUGUCGGUCGAUUUUUGGGCAAGAUCAUGGGAAGUGUAGCUGUUUUACGUAUGACGUCACCACCUCCCUCCCCCUCUUCUACCAACCACAGAUCUCGACCAUAACUAUUUUUCCCAGCCUUACGGUCAGCAUCAGUAAUGUUAAGUAUUAUCUUUUAACCCAUUGGUGGAUGACAAUCUCAUUGCCAUUUCCAACAUUAGCUGCUUAACACACCAGAGCGUUUCACUGAUGAUGCAUCUAUAUCGAUGACACUGGGAGGGUUAAGGGUCAACAUUGUAGGCUGUAUUACAUUACAGUAUAUGAUUUUAACAUAUCAUAGUGGUGAUUUACUAUCAAUAAAACAGAGAUUAACAAACAAUAUUGCUAAAAAAAAGUAAACACUCUUCAUUCAUUUUUUAUAUUAGUUCAUAAGUAUUCAAAAGUGACAAACAUUUCCAAUAUUUAACACAUAAGACUGUGCCUUUUUAGACUAGAUAAGUGGUUGAAUUCCUUGAAGACAUUGUACAAAAUUGUAACAAAGGAUACAUGAUGUUACAUCAUAUAGUUUAAUUGUUUAAAAGUAUCAUAAGUAUCAUAUUAAAAUAUCAUAAGUAUGUAUCAUAUAGAUUAAAGCAUUUUACUGUCAA